Messenger RNA from Nerophis lumbriciformis (worm pipefish), 543 nucleotides. NCBI's taxonomy places the organism in Eukaryota, Metazoa, Chordata, Actinopteri, Syngnathiformes, Syngnathidae. The record is from RefSeq and is a predicted model, not a curated record.
AUGAACAGAGGUUUAUCGGAGCAAGCGGUGGCCGAUGCCUGCAAGGAAGGAGACCCAGCCACCAAGGACUACAUGAUGCAGCAAACCAUGCUGAGGGUCAAAGAUCCCGCUCGAUCCCUCGACUUCUACACCCGAAUCCUUGGAAUGACGUUGUUGCAGAAGAUCGACUUCCCAUCCGUGCGCUUCACUCUCUACUUCCUGGGCUUCGAGAACAAGGCUGACAUUCCGUCGGACAUCCGAGAGAGAACAGCCUGGACUUUUUCCCGGAGAGCCACCUUGGAGCUCACGCACAAUUGGGGGUCCGAGUCAAAUGCAAGUUUGUCGUAUCACAAUGGAAACAGAGACCCCAUCGGCUUUGGUCACAUUGGCAUCGCUGUUCCCGACGUUGGCAUCGCUUGUCACUUGUUUCAAUCUCUGGGCGUCACCUUUAUCAAGAAACCACACUCUGGCAAGAGGAAAGGUCUGGCCUUUAUUCAGGAUCCUGAUGGCUAUUGGAUUGAGAUCUUCAGUCCAAACAAUAUGGCAGACUUGAUGGCGCCUUGA